AUGAUGUUCAACCCCUUUGUCACAUCUUCCCGGAGAAAGAACCGCAAGAGGUCCCUUAAUGCUCCACCUCACAUUUGCAGGAAGACUAUGUCCUCUCCACUUUCCAAUGGGCUGAGGCAGAAAUAUGAUGUUCACUCAAUGCCCAUAUGCAAGGAUGAUACGGCUCAGGUCAUCAGAGGAUACUACAAGUGUCAACAGCCUGGUAAAGUUGUCCAAGUAUACAGAAAGAAGUAUGCAAUCUAUGUUGAGCGUGUGCAGUGUGAAAAAGCCAAUGGUACCACAGUGCAUGUUGGUGUUCACCACAGUAAGGUGGUGAUUACCAGACUAAAGCUAGACAACGAUUGCAAGAAGAUCCUGGGACACAAGGCAAAAUCUCACCAAGUUGGCAAAGAUAGGGGCAUAUAUAAGGAAGAAUCUGCUGAAAAAGUGUAUGAGGAAUUAAAAAAUGGACCCAAUAAUCUUUGA
Rhincodon typus (whale shark) is the source of this 465-nucleotide messenger RNA. RefSeq names its product 60S ribosomal protein L26-like. The coding region runs from base 1 to 465 and encodes 154 amino acids. The transcript is spliced from 2 exons. Gene Ontology annotation, biological process: ribosomal large subunit biogenesis; cytoplasmic translation. NCBI's taxonomy places the organism in Eukaryota, Metazoa, Chordata, Chondrichthyes, Orectolobiformes, Rhincodontidae. Gene Ontology annotation, molecular function: RNA binding; structural constituent of ribosome. The record is from RefSeq and is a predicted model, not a curated record. Gene Ontology annotation, cellular component: cytosolic large ribosomal subunit.